Lemur catta (Ring-tailed lemur) is the source of this 3173-nucleotide messenger RNA. RefSeq names its product LHFPL tetraspan subfamily member 2 (gene LHFPL2). The transcript has 5 exons. NCBI's taxonomy places the organism in Eukaryota, Metazoa, Chordata, Mammalia, Primates, Lemuridae. Gene Ontology annotation, cellular component: membrane. Bases 661 to 1353 code for a protein of 230 amino acids. The record is from RefSeq and is a predicted model, not a curated record.
UCUUGUAUUAUAACUUAGAGAGAACACCUAUUCCUUCAUCCAUUCAUUCAGCAGGUACCUAUGGGGCUCUAUCCUGGGCUCUGGUAACACAGCAAGAAAGAAGAUUAGCCCUCUCCUCUCAGAGAACACACAUUUUAGCAGGAGAAACAAGCUCUGUGCAAAGAACCUCCGUAAGCCCUGGAAGCUCUCAUUUUGAUUCAGAAGACCACGCACUGGAAAGCAGCAUGUUGGGUGUACUUCCUUUCCACUGUCCAGCCUAAUCAGAGGGAAGUGAUCUGCCUGGGCCCUGGAGUGGCGGCAGGGGACAGCCAGUCCCGUGGGUCCUCCGUAAGGGUGAACUGAGAAGCAGACUGUUGAGUUGACAGCUGGCCCAGUUUCUGCAUUUCGUUAAGAAGCACUUCAUACAGGUGGCACUUUUCUGAAGUUGUUCAAGGAGUCUUCCCAGCAUUCCUGCAGAUAUAAAUAGGUGAGCCGCCCGGCAGGCGGUGCUGCGGCUCCGACAGAGCCCAGAGCGCCCGCAGCGUGAAUGCCGCCGGCUGCGGGAGUGGAUGACUGCAGCUGCGACUUCCUUCCCAGGCCGCCCGAACCACCUUCCCCGCCGACUUUCUUUUUUGAUUAACUCCGUGGACGCCUGAGUCUUUUCCCGCCUGGAACAUCAAUAUGUGUCAUGUCAUUGUCACCUGUCGCUCGAUGCUCUGGACCCUCCUGAGUAUUGUGGUGGCUUUUGCAGAGCUCAUUGCCUUCAUGAGCGCAGACUGGCUCAUCGGGAAAGCGAAGAGCCACAGCCGCAGCGGCGCCGAGCCGGCCGGCGCGGGCGGGAGUUCCCCCGAGUUCUACCACCCCACCUUGGGCAUCUACGCGCGCUGCACGCGGAACCCCGGGCUGCAGCACUUCCAGCGGGACAUGCUGUGUGGGCCCUACGCGGAGAGCUUCGGCGAGAUCGCCAGCGGCUUCUGGCAGGCCACUGCGAUCUUCCUGGCUGUGGGGAUCUUUAUUCUCUGCAUAGUGGCCUUGGUGUCCGUCUUCACCAUGUGUGUGCAGAGCAUCAUGAAGAAAAGCAUUUUCAACGUCUGUGGGCUGUUGCAAGGAAUCGCAGGUCUAUUCCUUAUCCUUGGUUUGAUACUCUACCCUGCUGGCUGGGGCUGUCAGAAGGCCAUAGACUACUGUGGACAUUAUGCGUCUGCCUACAAACCUGGAGACUGCUCCUUGGGCUGGGCCUUUUAUACUGCCAUCGGGGGCACAGUCCUCACCUUCAUCUGUGCUGUCUUCUCCGCACAAGCAGAAAUUGCAACCUCCAGUGACAAAGUACAGGAAGAAAUUGAAGAGGGGAAAAACCUGAUCUGCCUCCUUUAGCUUGGAAGAGACACUAAUGGCAUUUUCUUCCUUGAGUAAUCUCGUGAAACAGUCCACCUCCAGGUUCAUCACUGGAAUCAAGUGGAGAACUAGCCUUUAGCUACCAAAGCCCCGUUCCACAGUCCCAGGCCUUACCAGGACCAAUGAGAGGCAACAUCCGGCUAAGCAAAGUUACUGGACAUGAGGACUGCAGUGCAAAUUAUAAAGGAUGGAACAUGAAAACAAACAGUACAUAAACCCUGACAUGUAGUUGCCAAGUUCUGUGAGACUCCACAUCCCCCCCAAGGCUCAAUGAAGGUAAUGAUGGAAAUUAUUAAGGCAGCCGUGUCUCUGGUAGCGGGAGACACUGCUGGCCCUAUUUGCAGGGUGUUUCUGCCCCAGGGCUGCUUGUCUGGGGCAUCUCUGCCUCAGAAUGAGGUUUUGGGUUGGUGUUGAUGUUUCCCUCUUAGUCCUUUCAAGUUGUCUCAGUUGGAGAUGAAUGGAAAACUACACACAUGCUGUGUGCUAAAGGGAACCUCAAGACCCUAGCUCUUGCUUGGGUGACCAAAGACGUCAGCAGGGACGGUGUGGAAUCCUGCUGUGAAACUUAAUCUAGGCUGAAUUCCAGGGUAGGGCGGAUCACAUGAACUAUCACUAUAACAUUUUAAAAAUUUGAGCAAAGAAAAAAUAAGGACCUAUACGAUCAUAUUAGAACAAAAGUACAUAAUCUUACUAGUGAAGACAAAUUCUUUCCUCUUCCCUCGUACCAGCCAGGCUCCUCUUCUAUGGGAGACCACGUGUUUUCUCAUAGGGUUGUGCUUUGACUGCCAAAGGAAACCUCACUGUUUCCUCCUUCCAGGGACAGAGGUCUCCAAGCCAGCUGGGGCUCAUUCAGACGGUCACUGGGAAGACUUGCCAGAAUUUUGGCACUUGCAGUAGGGAGAUCUUUCCUCCCUAUUUGGUAACCAUGCGGUAGUCGGCUGUUAUUUCCAACCUCAUCAGUAGCAGAAUGGCAUUCUUAGCAGGAAAAAAGGAGCUAGUCAUAGGAGUUAAGUAGAUGCAGCUAAAGAGUUGCAUCAAAGACUUUAUUCCCAGGAAAGCAGAGUCAAAGUAAAUGCAAAAACAGGAGCUAGACCGAGGUCAUAGUGUACCUGCCUACACCUGUUUACAAAAAGAAUCAAAUACCACUAUUAUAAAGGAUUCAGGAGCUUUAUUCAGGAAGAUGGUAUGCAGUAGCCAGAAAUCAUCUAGUCUGUCAUUAUGUGAGCUUCAGAAUUGCAGAAUGAUAUAGAAACACUGCUUAGCAACUUAAGUGAGGUAGACCUGCCAGAUUUCUGGGGAUUAAAAGUAUAAGUCUGCUCACUUGAGGGCUUUGUUUUGAAAAUUUAACAAAUAAUUACUAAGCACCUUCUAUGGGCAAGGUAGGGUGUGCGAAGUACCACCAGGUGUACAACCCUGACUCAGAUUUUACAACCUUGCCCCCAGUGAAUCAUGUUCAAGCUGUGAGAGUCUAAAACCCUACCUUGGUGCAGAACAAGUAACUGCUUUAUUAUGUAUAGAUGGAAUGAGGCCACUAUAGUUUUACUACAUUUUCACCUUUGGUCUAUACCAGAAACCAUCAUAUCUCACAAAUUAAGAGCAAGCAGGGUGGGAGUGUAGAACCACCAGACCUUAAUGAGUUUACCAUUCUUGAACUCCUGGGACUUCUUUUGGAGAGAGAACAGGUAUCCUCGUAGCAGGUGUCUUCAACAGGCUCCGGGAAGCACCAGACCAGGCUCCUGUCCCUGUUUGUGCAUUCAUAAUGUUCUAAUCAAGUCUGUGCCACCACAGUAACUUUUUCA